CGAGCAGAAUUGAAGGACAUCCUCUUAGGAUUCUGAGAGAAAUUGUUUGCUAAUCCAAGGUGUACCUUGGGAAGUAUGGGGCUGGAAAUGCUGCUACCAUGGACUGUUGAAGCUGAGUUUGGAAUCAGCUGCUCUUUCCCACUGGAUGCUACUGUGAUGAGAGGUCAUGGACUGUGUUUUGGGGAAAUGAUUGGACUGGAAGCUGAAACUGAACUAUGGGGCACUGGUUUGCACCAAUUUGCUGCUGGUGUUGCUGCUGUACUUGGCCGAAAGCACUGCUAGGAACACUGCCAGGAAGAUGCUGGUUUUGGGUUUCCUACCUAUCCACUUGCGGUGUCUGAACUCAAACCGAGGGCAGCAAUGAAUGAAGGCUUUCAGG
Molecule: messenger RNA, 379 nt
Organism: Cuscuta campestris
Lineage: Eukaryota; Viridiplantae; Streptophyta; Magnoliopsida; Solanales; Convolvulaceae
Source: the annotation of a GenBank genome assembly